Symbiodinium necroappetens is the source of this 351-nucleotide messenger RNA. NCBI's taxonomy places the organism in Eukaryota, Dinophyceae, Suessiales, Symbiodiniaceae. The record is from the annotation of a GenBank genome assembly.
GCGGAGGAGAACACAAAGGCGUUGAAAAGCGACGGCCGGCUGGUACUCUGUGGUUACUCUUCCGGUGGCCAUGUGGCGGCCCUCUACGGGCUGGAGAACUGUGCAGCUGCAAAAAACGGUCCGGGCCGUUUUGAGGCGGUAGUCCUGGUCUCAGGAAUCUACGACCUUCGAACAAACUGGGCGGACGCGCGCCGCUUCCUGGCGCCGGUCAUGAACCUCAUCUUCAAGGACAUCCUCGGGGCCGACACGGAGGCGAAGCGAGCGGCGGCGUCACCGGCGGCUGUUGUGCAGUCCUCGCAGCAGAAAGCCUUGGACGGCGACUGCACCUGGUGGAUUCUCAACGCUCGGAAG